This is a messenger RNA of Amyelois transitella, 907 nucleotides long. RefSeq lists its product as uncharacterized. NCBI's taxonomy places the organism in Eukaryota, Metazoa, Arthropoda, Insecta, Lepidoptera, Pyralidae. The record is from RefSeq and is a predicted model, not a curated record. The coding region runs from base 203 to 907 and encodes 234 amino acids. The transcript is spliced from 3 exons.
CUGCCGGCACGGCACGGCAUGGCACGGCAGAGCAUCUCGCGGCAUGCAAUGGCAUCCCGCGGCGUGCAAUGGCAUGCCGCUGCGUGCUGCGGCAUCCCGCGGCGUUCCGCAUCCUGCUGAAAGCCCAGCCACUCUGGCUUAGUUUUGCUCCGCGCGUAUUCGAAGUUGGUUGUGUCGCUAAAGAACAUUUUGUUGUGUCGUUAUGGUUGACUGGGAUUUAGUGUUAAUAGCACUUCUAGCUGAAGAUGAAGAGAGACAAAUAAGAACUGCUAAUUUGACGAACAGACAAUUCUGGGUGCAUAAUUUAUGGAAAACAAGAUCUACAAAUGGUGAAUUCAGCAACAUAUUUAAUGAUUUGAGAUACGACAUCCGAAAAUUCUAUGAUUAUUACAGAAUGGACUAUGAAAAAUUUGAAAAGUUAAGUGAUUUGCUAAAAUGGCAUAUAAAGAAAAUCAAAACUAAUUUUCGAUCGCCUAUACCUGUCACAGAGAGAUUGUCUGUAUGUUUAAGGUAUCUAAUAACAGGAGCUUCUUUUAAGUCUUUAGCUUUUAGCUAUCGUAUGGGAUUCACUACUGUGCGUAAAAUAGUCCACGAAACCUGUCAAGCAAUAUAUACUGUAUUAAGAUCUACUGCAUUGCCGAAACCCACGAGCCAACAAUGGCAGUCAAUUGCAACCGACUUUGAUAAAUUUUGGAAUUUUCCUAACUGCAUUGGGGCCAUAGAUGGUAAGCAUUUCAAGAUUAGAGCUCCUAAUAACAGUGGAAGUAUGUAUAUCAACUACAAGAAGUUCUUUAGCAUCGUUUUAUUAGCUGUCGUGGAUGCAAAAUACAAAUUUGUGAUUGUAGAUGUCGGAGCAUAUGGUCGAAACAGCGAUGGCGGAUUGGCUGACAACCUAUGGGCUGACUGA